ACAAAAACGCGUGGAAAAAAAAUAAAUCAAAAUAGCCCCAUUUUUCUUUUUCUUCCUCUUCGCUGUCUUCCAUACUUUCACACACAGACACUGUCUCUUGAAAAAUCAAUCAUGGCUUCUUACUCUCUCUUCUGUAUGGGAAACCCCUUGCUUGAUAUCCAAGUCAAGGCUGAUGAAGAUCUGCUUGCAAGAUACCAUCUCAAGUCUAACGAUGCCAUUCUCGCUGAUGAAUCGCAUCAGUCUCUAUAUGAAGAGAUCAUCCUGUACAAGGACGUUGUCUAUGUUGCAGGCGGCGCCAGCCAGAACACUGCUCGCGGCGCACAACGCCUGCUUCCUCCAAAGUCAGUCGUCUAUGUCGGCGCUACUGCUCAGGACAAGUUCCGCGACCAGCUCGUUGCUGCUGCCACUGUUGAUGGUCUCACCACCGAAUACGUCACCAUUCCUGGCGAUCUUCCCACAGGCACCUGCGCUGCCUUGAUCUCAGGUCAUGACCGCUCGCUUGUCACAAAGUUGUCCGCUGCGGAAAAGUUCACAGUUGACCAUAUCCGCAGUGAGCGUAUCUGGCGUCUCGUUGAGAAUGCCCGCGUCUAUUAUGUAGAAGGCUACUUCCUCACCGUCACCCCUGAGGGUAUUCUCGAGGUUGCCAAGCAUGCUUCCAAAGAGAAUAAGAUCUUCACCAUGAACCUCUCUGCUCCUUUUAUCCCUCAAUUCUUUACCAAGGUUUUGGACGAAGUUCUUCCUUAUAUGGACAUUGUCUUUGGUAACGAGGGUGAAGCCGAAGCCUAUGCCACGGCUCACAACUUGCCUAACCCCAAGGAUGUCAAGGCCACCGCCACCUACAUCUCUCAGCUUCCAAAGGAGAACGAUAGCCGCAAGCGCAUCGUUGUCUUCACUCAGGGUAUUAAUAACACUAUUGUGGUCGAUUCAGAGGGCAAUAUCCAGGAAUACCCCAUCAUUGCCAUCUCCGAGUCUGAUAUCGUCGACUGCAAUGGUGCUGGUGAUGCCUUCUGCGGUGGUUUCCUUGCAAAGAUUGUCGAAGGCGCCUCCAUCGCCGAUGCUGUUGCCAAAGGUCACUAUCUCGCCCACCAAGUUAUCCAGCAGGUUGGACCCACCUACCCUCGCAACAUCAACAAGGAUUAGAAAUUUUCUCUAUAUUGAUUGUAAAAAAUAAAAAUUGAAUAUAUAUCUGUCUAC
Lobosporangium transversale is the source of this 1194-nucleotide messenger RNA. RefSeq names its product adenosine kinase. The record is from RefSeq and is a predicted model, not a curated record. Lineage: Eukaryota; Fungi; Mortierellomycota; Mortierellomycetes; Mortierellales; Mortierellaceae. The transcript is spliced from 3 exons. Gene Ontology annotation, biological process: purine ribonucleoside salvage. Bases 112 to 1140 code for a protein of 342 amino acids. Gene Ontology annotation, cellular component: cytosol; nucleus. Gene Ontology annotation, molecular function: adenosine kinase activity.